CGAAAAUCUUGAUCAGUUACCAAAGAUUUGUGAUUGUAGAGAAGUGAAAAUGUUCCUAAAAAUUGUUGCGGUGAAAUUCCUUUUCGUGGUAGUUGCUCUGGGUACUCCGCUGCCAGAGCAAAGUGAUGUUGCGGCCUUGAAUAUGCAAAGGAAAUUUGAGGAAGGAGGUUUCUUUGAGGGUGACAUGCGCUUCCCAGAAGGGGAUGGAAACUGGCGGAAUGGUUUAGUUAACACACGAUACCGAUGGAUAAAUAAGACUGUUUAUUAUGACAUUAGUCCUGAAUUCACAACUGCCCAAAAACAGGUUAUUACUGGCGGUUUGGAUGAAAUUCAAAGGAAUACCUGCAUUCAAUUCAAGCAACGGACGAAUCAAACGAACUAUGUUUAUGUACAGCGGGAAAAUUCAGGAUGUUGGUCCUAUGUUGGCAUGAUAGGAGGCAAACAAUUGCUAAAUUUACAGGUACCCGGAUGUUUGUACCAUAGAACGGCAAUGCAUGAGUUCAUGCAUGCUCUAGGUUUCCAUCACCAACAUAGUAGUACCGAUCGGGAUGAUUAUAUUGAAGUUCACUUGGAAAACGUUAGUGACGAGUAUCAAUACGCUUACGACAAGUAUGGGCCUGACAGAAUAACUGAUUUCGGCAUUGCAUAUGAUUACAAAAGUGUACUUCAUUAUAAUCAAUACGCUUUCAGUAAGAAUGGUAAAAAAACGAUUACAACUAAAGAUCCCUCGAUGCAAAAUAUAGUGGGAACAAUUACUUCUCUAAGUACAAAGGAUAUUGCUAAAAUGAGAGCUAUGUACAAUUGUUAACAGAACUGAUUGGAAUUAAGUUUAGUAUACUUUACAGUACAAUUACAACUAAAUUAUUUUUAAGUUUUCUUGAAUAAAAAUGUAAUUCCUAAAA
Hermetia illucens (black soldier fly) is the source of this 902-nucleotide messenger RNA. Its product is annotated as zinc metalloproteinase nas-6-like. NCBI's taxonomy places the organism in Eukaryota, Metazoa, Arthropoda, Insecta, Diptera, Stratiomyidae. The record is from RefSeq and is a predicted model, not a curated record. Gene Ontology annotation, biological process: proteolysis. Gene Ontology annotation, molecular function: zinc ion binding; metalloendopeptidase activity. The coding region runs from base 50 to 808 and encodes 252 amino acids. The transcript has 3 exons.